Messenger RNA from Paramecium pentaurelia, 1819 nucleotides. NCBI's taxonomy places the organism in Eukaryota, Ciliophora, Oligohymenophorea, Peniculida, Parameciidae. The record is from the annotation of a GenBank genome assembly.
CAAUGGAAUAGCCUAAUGUUAACAUGGGAGAUCAAAAUAAUGAUAAUUCAUCUUCAGAAGAAAUAGAUCUAGAAUUAUAAGAUGAUGAAGUAAAAUAAAUGGUAAUAAAGUAUAGACAUAGGUCAAUUAGGAAUGCCUUUAAGAACAAUAAGUCUUGAGUCACUUAUUAGAAAUAGGAGAAUUCAUAGAUUAUUUAGAUUCAAAUACUAAUAAAUGGAUAACUAUGAAAAUUGUUGAUAUUUAAAACUCAAAUAUAAGACUUUAAUCUCCUUUUUCCUCUAAUACUUUCUGGAUACAAUUUUCAUAUGAAAUAAUUCGUAAGUAGUGGAUUCCUGGAGUUCCUCUAUAAAAUACAAGAGUUGAAGUUUAUAAUUCUAACAAAGGUUGGUUAAUUGGUAUAGUUGUACAGGUAGAAAAGGACUCAGUAUUAAUUCAUCAUUAAGGAUAUAAAAGGAUUUAUGAUCAGAAUUAUUAAUUGAAGGACAUUCAUCCUCUUGGUUAGAACUCUAAUGAACCUGGAAUUGGAAAAUUAUUAAAAUAACAACCAUAAUCUUUAUUAAGAUUGUAGCAUCGAUUUAAUAUUUAUCUACAAUUAUAAAAUCUUUUAUCUAUGAGAAAAAAAUAUAAGGAAAUGGAAACAUCCUUAUAAUCUGUUUUGAGUGAAUAGGGAAUGUUAAUUAGAGAGGUAUCAGGUGAUGGUAAUUGUAUGUUUAGAGCUAUAAGUGAUUAAUUAUAUGGAAAUGAAAUUUAUCAUAAAGAAUUACGUAAAUUUGCUAUGCAAUAUAUUCUAUAAGAAAAGGACUAUUUCUAAGAUUAUAUAAUAAAUGGAAAUGUUGACGAAUAUGUGGAAUACAAAUCAAAAGAUGGUGUUUGGGGAGACAAUAUAGAACUAUAAGCAUUUAGAGAACUCUAUGAUAUACCUAUUGAAAUAUAUGUUUGUAGCAAGGAACCUUUAAAAACUGGAUUAGAAGCUAAUCCUUAUAAUAAAGAGUAAUAAUAAUUUAUUAAUUCUUAGACCGAUUAGAUUGUCAUAUCAUGGAAGAUCUCAUUAUAACUCAAUAAAAUUAAAAGAUAAAUAGCAUUCAGCCUUAUUAGGAAGUUUAGAAAUUAGUUAAUACGAAAAAUAAAUGUUCGAGAAAUUACAAGAACAGAAAAACAAGCAAAAUGUAAACAAUAAUAAUAGAUAUGGAUAAUAAUUAUCAAGAGCUUAAUUUGAGAAUUGUAUCAGUAAUGAAUUAGAUAUAAUUUUUAAUGAAUCUAAAAGAUUAUUCUAGGAUCAAUAACUAAAAAAGUAAUUUUAUGAAUUAAAUAUAGUGAAUAAACUGCUAUAAAAGAAUCAUUGUAAUAGUUAGAAUAUGAAGAAGAAGAGGAAUAACUUAUGGAUAUGGUAAUUAAAGAGAGUGUUCAAGAAGCUUAAUUUAAUUAAUAAUAUCCUGAAUAAUAAUAUUAAAAAUAAGUAGAAAAAUAAUAGUAAUAAUUAUAAUAAUAACAAUAAUAACAAUAAUAACAAUAACAAUAAUAACAAUAAUAAUAACAAUAAUAAUAACCUAAUUUAGAAAGUGAAAUAUUAAGGAAGAUAAUGGAAUAAAGCAAAUAAGAAUAGGAAUAAUAAUUUAUAUAAUAAUUUGAAGAUACUUAAUUUUAAAAUGCUUUGAAAGAAAGUGAAAAAACAAUUUAUGAAGAGCCUAUGAAUAAUCCCAUUAUUGCCUAAGUUAUGGCAAUGGGGUUCUUUACACUUGAAUAAGUAAUUGAAGCUUAUGCAAUUCAUAGAGAUGACCCUGAUAUGAUCAUUAAUUAUCUUUAUGAAAAUUUCUAAUGA